AACUGAAAACGUGCUCUAAAAGAGACAAGUUUUGCUUUACUUAUUUUAAUUAUUUUUAUUUUUAUUUUAUUUUAUUUUAUCCAUCUUUUGUUUUGGGUUUUGGUUUCUGUUUUAUGUGCCAAUCUUUGCUAGAAUUUUCGCGUGCGAGUUGGAGAAAGUGGGGGAAGAAGCUACAAGCAGAAGAAAUCAGCUUUGUGAUGGGAAUAAGAGCAGAACAAGAGAGAUGACAUGGUGCAAUAUCGACGAUGAUAGAGCUCUACAGUUAGUUACAGCAGCCGCCAGUACUAAAGAAACCGCCUCCGUUUCCGACACCAAAACUAUAUUCCGAAUCAUUAUUUGCCCUUCCUGUGGCCAUAACAUUCCCUACCAAGAUCAGGCGGGAAUCCAUGAUUUGCCGGGGUUACGCGGGGUGAAGUUUGAUCCAACUGACCAGAAAUUAGAGCAUUUAGAGCAAAGGUAUAUCUAUAUGCGCAAGCUUCAGUUGAUUGAUGAGUUUAUUCCAACGCUGGAGGGAGAAAAUGGGAUUUGCUACACUCAUCCAGAGAGGCUGCCAGGAGUGAGCAAAGAUGGGCAAAUUCGACACUUCUUUCAUCGGCCCUCCAAGGCAUACACAACCGGGACUAGGAAGAGAAGAAAAGUUCACACGGAUGAAGAUGGAAGCGAAACAAGGUGGCAUAAAACAGGCAAGACCAGACCAGUUUUGGUUGGUGGGGCAGUGAAGGGUUUCAAAAAGAUUUUAGUACUCUACACCAAUUACGGCAGACAAAGGAAGCCUGAGAAGACCAACUGGGUGAUGCAUCAAUAUCACCUUGGCAACAAUGAAGAAGAGAAAGAUGGGGAGCUAGUGGCUUCAAAAGUAUUUUACCAAACUCAACCUAGACAAUGCGGUCCAAGUAGUGUUAAGGAUGCACUUAAUAGAAAGUUGAAAAAUCGAAGCCGGCAUGACCAAAGUCCUAUACCUAAGAGUAGCAGCACGGCUCUUGUUCAUGAGUAUUUCAAUCCACCUUUUAUCCCAUUCGACCAUGGGAGCCAUAAUAGAGAAAGCCCACCUCCACUAAUUCCAAAUUUGGUUGUUCAAGGUGAUGGAUCUUCCUUCAUUCGAUUAGCCUCUGAUACAAGCAAAGGGAGACUUGAAAGAAAAUUAUAGGAAUGGGAGGAUCGAUCAGCAUUUGGUAGAGCAGCUACGACAAGGACUUAUUUGGUUGGUGCUGUUGCUGUUGCUCUGUAAUAGUCAAAUAAAUUAUUGGAUUGUGAUUUUGCAUGAGGAAGGAGGGAAUGAAGAAUAAGGUGGGAAUGGCUUCUUUUCUUAAAAGAUAAAAGAGUCAGAUGCUUUGGAAGAUUUGCCCAUGACCACGCUAGCUCUUGAGCAAAGGACCAGGCAAGGGAGCAGCUGGUGCCCUAUUUGUAUACCCAUUUCCGUAAUAUUUAUUUAUAUUUAUAUUUUUUUGACCAUAUUCUAUCCAUUUAUAAGGUUUGAUGACAUUUAUAAAUUUAUAGUAGGAUUGUACAAAGAUAUGACUCCUAUAAACUUCUGCUAGUAGUCCUAUAGAUCUUAGUUUUAUUUA
Molecule: messenger RNA, 1565 nt
Organism: Theobroma umbraticum
Lineage: Eukaryota; Viridiplantae; Streptophyta; Magnoliopsida; Malvales; Malvaceae
Gene: NAC010
Product: NAC domain containing protein 10
Biological process (GO): regulation of DNA-templated transcription
Cellular component (GO): nucleus
Molecular function (GO): DNA-binding transcription factor activity; transcription cis-regulatory region binding
Source: RefSeq, a predicted model, not a curated record